This is a messenger RNA of Vicia villosa (hairy vetch), 1814 nucleotides long. RefSeq names its product magnesium transporter MRS2-1-like. The coding region runs from base 211 to 1560 and encodes 449 amino acids. Gene Ontology annotation, biological process: transmembrane transport; magnesium ion transport. Gene Ontology annotation, cellular component: membrane. The record is from RefSeq and is a predicted model, not a curated record. Lineage: Eukaryota; Viridiplantae; Streptophyta; Magnoliopsida; Fabales; Fabaceae. Gene Ontology annotation, molecular function: magnesium ion transmembrane transporter activity. The transcript is spliced from 7 exons.
AUGAGAAAAGACCAUUUCUUUAUUCAGUUCACUUGUUCUUGGUUCAAUUCCUUGAACUCACUUCUCUCAUUAAUUUGUGAGUACGAAAGAAAAAACAUCAUCGGACUUAACUUAUUGUUUUUUCAAUUCGCCGCCCACCAAUCACAAACUGACUCGCUAAUUCACGGAUAUUAUGUGAUUUUCUCUUCCAGCAGUUAGUGAAUCUAGAUAAUGGCAGAUCUCAAAGAGAGGCUACUGCCACCAAAACCUGCAUCGGCUUUUACUUUAAGAGAGGCUGCCAGUCGACCAACUGCCUCUGGAAGGCAUCCUUUUCAAGGGGUGGAUGUUUUGGAGGUCAAGAAGCGGGGCCAAGGUCUUAAAUCAUGGAUUCGUGUUGAUACGUCGGGGAACUCUCAGGUUAUGGAGGUAGAUAAGUUUACUAUGAUGAGGCGAUGUGAUCUUCCUGCCCGUGAUCUUCGUUUGCUGGAUCCUGUGUUUGUUUAUCCGUCAACGAUCCUUGGUAGGGAGAAGGCUAUUGUUGUGAAUCUGGAGCAGAUACGGUGUAUUAUUACAGCAGACGAGGUUCUUCUCUUGAAUUCGCUCGAUAAAUAUGUAUUGCAAUAUGUGAUUGAUCUCCAACGAAAGUUGACGACGACUGGGGCUGGCGAGGCUGGCGACGUAGGCGAGGUCUGGCAAUCAGACAAUUCUGACAUGAACCAAAGGAGAGGCAAUAGGAAUUUUGAAAAUUUAUAUAGCAACACUUCCCCUGAUUAUUUGCCUUUUGAAUUCAGGGCUCUUGAAGUUGCCCUCGAGGCAGCAUGCACAUUUCUUGACACCCAGGCGGCAGAGUUAGAAAUUGAGGCCUAUCCGUUACUGGAUGAACUGACAUCAAAGAUCAGUACUCUUAAUUUGGAACGUGUUCGUCGGUUGAAAAGCAGACUUGUUGCCUUGACUAGGAGAGUUCAGAAGGUUAGAGAUGAAAUAGAGCAGCUUAUGGAUGAUGAUGGUGAUAUGGCUGAAAUGUACCUUACCGAGAAGAAAAGCCGGAUGGAAUUGUCAUUUUAUGGAGAUCAGUCUAUGAUUGGAUAUAGAUCAGCUGAUGGUACAUCCGUCUCUGCUCCAGUUUCUCCUGUUUCAUCACCACCCGAUUCUCGGAGGCUUGAUAAGAGCUUGAGCAUGGCUAGGAGUCGACACGAAAGCAUGAGGAGUACUGAAAGUAAUACAGAAAAUAUAGAAGAGCUUGAAAUGUUGUUAGAAGCAUACUUUGUUGUCAUUGACAGCUCGCUAAACAAGUUGACAUCGCUAAAAGAAUACAUCGAUGACACAGAAGAUUUCAUCAACAUUCAACUGGAUAAUGUGCGGAAUCAACUAAUCCAAUUUGAGCUUUUGCUCACAACUGCAACAUUUGUGGUUGCAAUCUUUGGAGUGGUGGCAGGAGUAUUUGGGAUGAACUUUGAAAUUCCAUUAUUUGAUGUCCCAUCUGCAUUCCAAUGGGUCCUUGUAAUAACAGGAGUCGUCGGAGUUUGUAUAUUUUCUGCAUUCGUAUGGUUCUUCAAAUACAGAAGACUCAUGCCGCUUUAGGAAGCUACACCAACAUAUGAACAUGAUUAAAACCAUGAUGCUUUGUCUAAAUUAUUCGGUUCUCAGAAGAAAGGGACGGGACUCUGGUAAUCUGGAGUUCAAUGUUUUUGCGUUUGUUAUGAAAUCAUAAUAUUCAAAUGCAAAGCCAUUUUCUAUAUUCAAUUUUGUCUCAAUUUUAGGAUAUUUUAAUUUGGCAAUGUUUUGUAUAGUUAUACUAAAUAAUUGAUUGGAAAAAGCAUCUUCUUAGUUCUUAA